Molecule: messenger RNA, 1656 nt
Organism: Acanthosepion pharaonis
Lineage: Eukaryota; Metazoa; Mollusca; Cephalopoda; Sepiida; Sepiidae
Source: the annotation of a GenBank genome assembly
AUGCACACCAAAGCAAUCGUUCCGCUCAUUCUUCUUAGCAUUUCUUUUACAUUCACUCUCGAUAUAUUUAUCUCUCUAUCUUCACCUUUUUUUACUCUCUGGACGCCAACUGGUGAUUUAUUGUUGAAGAUUUGUAACGUUCUGCGGACGUUCUUAUUCGGACGACCACUUGAACGGAUACAGAAGCUAGCAGAAGAAAAACCUGACAAAAUAGCCAUGGUGAUGUACCACAGCAAAGAUGAACGAUAUGAAAUCACCAGAAAGGAGCUGUACAAGAAAUCCUUGCAAUUUGCUCAAGUCCUCAUCAAGCUGGGAAUCAAAAAAGGAGAUCGCGUUGCCUACUGCGUGUCCAAUUGCAUCAACUGGAUGGUUUACGAUGUGGGGAUCAUGAUGGCAGGGGCUGUUUCCGUCCAUUUGCUUAUGGGUUCUGCCGAUGUCAAAGUCACUCUUACAGAUUGUGUCAUGGUUAUUCUAGACUCUAAAGAACGGUGGGACAAUUUCAUAGGCGUGGCUGAAAUCCACCCAGGGGGAAAAGUGAGCUGCAAUGAAUGUCUUUCUCUGAAACUAGCAAUGGCUGUGGAUCCAAUGAAUCGGCCGGCCAAUGCUCUCCUGGCGUCCGAGUUAAUGGCUGAAAUCGAAGAUGGGAAUUGUAGUAAGCUUUCGCAAUUACCAGUUUUGAACCCAGAGGAUAUCGCUCUUAUCAACCAGACAUCAGGAACGACAGGAAUCCCUAAAAAGGUCACUCACACACAUUUCAACGUUGUCAACAACUUUACUAUCUAUAACAUUAUCUCUAAAUUUCAUGCUGACGAUAUUGUUUACAGUAACCGGCCGAUGGCGUAUGUGGGUGGGUACCCCAUGUUUUACCUGGGAAAUGGGUGCACCACUGUCACAGGUGACGUGAGAUUUUUAAACGACCCUGCCAAUAACGAUUUCCUGGUGAGUAUGUGGAAAAAAGAAAAGUGUUCUAUCAUCCUAAUGUUACCGCAGUUUAUUAAGUCCAUACGCGAUUAUGGUUUUCGUACCAGGUUUAUUGUUUCGGGUGGUGAUAUGAUCACUGAAGAAAUGAUCCGACAUUCUUUUGUCUUCACCGAUGCCUUUUCCAUGACUUACGGCAGUACGGAAACUAUGACGUGCGUCCAAGAAAUAUUCACAAAAGAAAACAUCUCCGAACACCAACAAGGAAUGCUCGGGCGUCCUUUUCCGGGGAUGGAGACAAAGAUUAUCGACGAAAAAGAAGAAGUGGUUGAGAUGGGAAAAGUGGGAACACUAUGCAUUCGUAACGUUUGGAACACCAAGGGAUAUGAUGGAAACUUAGUGACUCCAAUCAAGAAUGGCUGGUUCCACACGAACGAUCUUUGCUACAUGCAGUCCAACGGGAGGAUAUUGAUGACUGGUCGAAAAUCUGGCUUUAUUAUCAAGGGUACUGUCAAAAUGUCUAUCCUGCUGAUUGAGGAUUACGUUGGAAGUCACCCGGAUGUUGAACAGGUGGUAGUUGUUGGGGUACCGGAUUCUCGAUUCGGUGAAGAUAUCUGCGCAUGCGUUCGAAUCGCUUCCGGACGUUUUUCAUAUCUAUCUAUCUAUCUAUCUAUCUAUCUAUCUAUCUAUCUAUCUAUCUAUCUAACCCCUAUCUAUUUAUCUAAUUUAUCUAUCUAA